Messenger RNA from Pyrus x bretschneideri (Chinese white pear), 2005 nucleotides. RefSeq lists its product as uncharacterized. Lineage: Eukaryota; Viridiplantae; Streptophyta; Magnoliopsida; Rosales; Rosaceae. Bases 1 to 789 code for a protein of 262 amino acids. The transcript is spliced from 9 exons. The record is from RefSeq and is a predicted model, not a curated record.
AUGAAGGACAAAGAGCAGAACCCAGCAGGGCUUGCUCAACUCAUAAUUGUGGGUCAGCAAGAUGAUCGGGCAGAGCCCGCUAAGGAAAGUUCUACACUGCCGGUGUUUGUGAAUUCCGAACCAAUGAGGGAGGAACAAGGGCUCUCUCUUGUUGUUUACAAACGGUCUUUUCUCGAGAAGAAGCCUCUCACAAAAGAAGAGAUUGAUGAAGCGUUUCAGAGUGUGCCUGUUAUUCUCGUGAUAUUGGCUGCAAAUGCUGCAGUAGGAGUGAUUACAGAAACCAACGUUGAAAAAGCUCUUGAGGUCCUUUAUAGAUUUUUGGAUUACUUAAGCAAAUUUGACUGGGAGAACUAUUGUAUAAGUUUAAACGGACCAGUAUGCAAAUCAUCCUUGCCUGAUAUAGUGGCUGAGGCACCUGAAAACGAGAGAGAUGAUCUACUGCUGAGUGAAGAAUUUAUUAGAAAUUGUGUGGAAAUGUUCUCUGUUCCAGCAAGGGGGAAUGAGACAAACUUGCGAGCUUUUUCCCUGAUGCAUCUUAAUUUAAUACCCACUAAAGCAGGACAACAACCUUGGGCGAAGUGUCAGCAGAAAGAAAAUUGCUGCGGUGCUAAGCUAGCAUACAACAUCUUUAUUGUCGUAGAUGAACGCCAAACCAAUUCUCUUAGCUAUGCAGGAAAUGAAACAAAAAUAGCUAAUUCAGCACCAAAGUUACACCUUCAACAAAUACGUUUUAAAGAAAUGAAGGUACAAACAUUGAAAGCUUUUCUGGUAUUAAUCAAACUAAGAUGAUCAAAAUACAUUAUCCAAAUUCUGAACCCCAGGUAUGUCUCCAAUUUCAGUUACUCUUCAUUUCUCAUUACAUUUGUUUGUGUUACACAAUGUUACGUUGCUCCAAAGUUUUAUAUGUAUAAAUUAUGCUCAAUCUAUUUUAAUAAUUUUUUAGUUGUUAAUAUCUAUGUACAUUCACAUCCCGCAGCAAUGCGUUGGCAUCACUUCUAGUGAAACCUAUUUUGCACAACCACUAACAAAUUGUUUGCACCUUUACGCAAUCUCCAUUAGAAAAGCCACAAGUUUCUCAAUCAAGCAAAUUGGCAUCAUAAUAUCCAAGGGGUGCAAAUUAGCCCUCUCUUUUUUUCUUUUCUUUUUCUUUUUUUUUCUUUUUUUUCCUUUUCUUCAUCUAAAAUACACCAAGAAGCAGGUGGAGCUAGCACCAUCGCUGUCUGUCCGAACAUCAAAUGCCUCUUUCUUUUUCUUCUGCAAAACGGCCAAAGUACCCAGAUUCUUCUUUUCUAUAAAAAGCUUGCUACAGACCAACCACCACAGAGUGUUAAUGUUUGCCAUUUUAUUUAUUACCAUUGGGUGAGUUUAAAUUUUGAGAUUUGUAUUUAUCUAAAGUAUUAAACUCAUAUAACGGUGAUAAAUAAAGUAAUGAACAUCACCAUCAUUUGAGUGUGGAGAACAAGAAUAUUCCUAUGAUAUUGUACGCAAAAGGGGAAAAUUUCCUAAUUGCAAAAGCAAAAUAGAGAGGUAAUAAUUAGAGGGUUUUUACGCUCUUAAUGGUAUUUAAUUUGCUUGGUAACGAGAAUUAUUUGGUAGUCAGUCACCUACAGCAUGCAUGCAAAUUGGAGGAGACAAUAUAUGGACCAAAUUACACCACCGUAUCCUUUGGAACUUCACUUAUAGCCCCAUGUUCACUUGGAAGACAUGAAAAUUAUGAACAAAAUUGUUUUUUCUCCUAACCAUGACAAAUUUGUAACUCAAUCAAGUUUAUUUGCUUUGAUAAUUAAUAUUUUGGGUGACAAUUUUUGAUGAGAUUCAUUAAAUACUAACAAUUAGUGGACGAUAUUAAUCGGAGUGCGUAAAAGAUAGGGCAAUAAGUUAAAAGGCGAGUGACACAACUAUAAGUCACAUUAUCGUGACUUUGAGUAGAGUAGCAUAUGACACUUGCAAAAUAGUGUUCCCCAAAGUGCUCAAUGAAAUUUCUUUCCUUUUCUUCCCUGACGAA